Molecule: messenger RNA, 699 nt
Organism: Striga hermonthica
Lineage: Eukaryota; Viridiplantae; Streptophyta; Magnoliopsida; Lamiales; Orobanchaceae
Source: the annotation of a GenBank genome assembly
AUGGCUGAUUUUGUUGUGGGUUUGUUGCUCAUACUGGCCAUGGCUGCCUAUUCAGAUGCCAAUUACUGUGUGUGCAAUCCAAAUUUGAGUGACACUGUUCUUCAGAAGAACAUUGACUAUGCAUGUGGAAAUGGGGCUGACUGUACCCAAAUUCAGCAAACUGGGUCUUGUUAUAACCCUAACACUGUUAAAGAUCACUGUAAUUAUGCAGUUAACAGUUAUUAUCAGAGAAAGUUUCAAGCUCUUGGGACCUGUGAUUUUAGUGGAACUGCCACUGUUACUGCUAACCCACCUACUACAUCUGGAUGUGUGUUUCCAUCUGGUCCUAGCAACGGAGGAACUCCAACCACCGGCACACCAGUCGCCGGGGGGACUCCGGCCACCGGAACUCCGGUGUCUGGUGGAACUCCGACCACCGGAACACCGAUUUCAGGCGGGACUCCAACCUUUGGAACUCCGACCGCCGGAGGAACACCGGUCACCGGAACUCCAGCCACCGGAGGAACUCCAAACGUGGGCGGCACCACAAUCCCGGGCUCAACCGCAAGUCCCGGUUUUGGACUCGGGCCAACCACCUCAAGUGGAUUCCCAAGCCCGGACAUUAACAAUGGCGCAAAACUACCGUCCCAAAGCCGAUCCUGCGCGCUCGUCUCAAUGUCUGUGGUUCUGAUUUCUAGUUUCAUUUGCUCAAGGAUUUGA